AUGAUUAAAAUAAUUCGAUUUCUAAAUAUAUUUCAACUGUUGGUUAUUUUUGGUUUAUUUUUAUCGUUGAUUAAUGGACAAAAUAAUCGAACUACAUGUUGGUCUUCAACAACAGUAUAUAAAAUCAUACCACUUGAUGAUAAUAAUAAUACUCAUUGGGAAAUAAAUUCUACUGAAAUAGAACUUGUAAAAGAAUGUCAUCUAUCAUUCGUACAAAAAAUUACUAAUAAGACAUGUUCCCAAUUAGCAACUUCAUCUGCGAGACAACCAUCAUUUGCACAAAAAUAUGGUUAUGGAUUUUUAGCUGUUUUUAUCAUAAGUGCUCUUUCAUUAGCUGGUUUUAUAGCAUUUCCAUUAAUGAAAAAACCUUAUUAUAAAUAUUUAAAUGCAUUUUUUACGGCACUUGCUGUUGGAACACUUUUUGCUGAUAGUGCAUUUGAACUAUUUCCUGUUAUUAUUGAAUAUGGUUUAACAUCAUCUCAUAUGCAUCAACAUGGUCGCCUAAAACCAAAUGAACAAUCAAGUGGAAAAUUACAAGUACCUAUUUUCCUUUGGCAAAUGGUUGUUCUCGUUCUUACUGCUUAUGUGUUUUAUGUUAUUGAACUUACUAUACAUGCGUUCAUGCAUGGUCGACAUCAUCAUGCAAAAGAUUCAUAUACUUUUAAUGAUUUUUCAUUACCUGAAAGAAGUGAAUUACCGAGUGAAACAUUAUCAAAACCGAAUGGUAAAAUGUCGAUUAUUUCUACUAAUACUUUACCUAAUUUAACUAUAACGGCUGACGAACGACAAACAAAAAGCAAGAAUAAUUCAAUGAAAACAUCAUUACAAAAAUUCAUUUUUAAAUCUUGUAUAGGUACUGGUUGGAUGAUAAUUAUUGGUGAUGGUAUUCAUAAUAUAGCCGAUGGUCUUGCUAUUGGAGCAGCAUUCUCAGAAAAUAUUAUGUUUGGUGUGACAACGGCAGUUGCUAUUGCAUGUCAUGAAUUACCAACUGAACUUGGUGAAUAUAUGGUUUUGAUUGAAUCGGGUUUUACUUUGCGUCGAGCACUUCUUUUCAAUUUUGUUUCGGCUUGUACAGCUAUUAUUGGCUUUUUCAUUGGAGCUAGUGCCGCUCAAAAUGAAGCUGCUCGUACAUGGAUUUUUGCUAUUACUGCUGGUACAUUUGCAUAUAUUGCUCUGGUUGAUUUAUGGCCAACAUUGAUGCCUCACACAGAUAAAUUUGAUUGGAUUCGAUUUAUUUGUGUUACUUUGGGUUAUUUAUCGGGUGUUUUAAUUAUGUUUAUUUUAACAAUCUUUGAAGAGCAAAUUGUUGCGCCAACAGGAGGAAAUUAA
This is a messenger RNA of Rotaria sp. Silwood1, 1329 nucleotides long. The record is from the annotation of a GenBank genome assembly. Lineage: Eukaryota; Metazoa; Rotifera; Eurotatoria; Philodinida; Philodinidae.